UUAAGGCUUUAAUAUUCGUUUUGCAAAAAACAAAACGAGCCCUGUCAUCUAACGACGGAGAGAUUUCUUACGUCGUGACGUAAGAGGAAGUCAAACUGAGGCGGUCGAACGUAAGCGUCUUUGAAAACUUUUGAGAAAGCUUUGUCGUUUUUCGUGCAAUAUGCCACUUACAAGGAAACAUAAAACAUGUACAAGCGCGUUAUGAGACAGUAACUACACAUGCUUAUUUUUAAGACCAAAUGAAUCAAGGCCACGUCUCAAUUUGCCAACAUCUUGGUUGCUAGCUUGGCUAGGUCUAGCAUAUUUUUAGCACUAGCCUACUAGGCUAGCUAACAUGGACACACAGCCAGUGCAACGAGUAAAGACUAGCAUACAAUCUUUGUUCUGAUUGCUGACAAGUCCACAACACAUACAGCUAAACAUGGACUGUUCAGAUCAAGAAGACUUCGUUGACCUCUGCUCCAAGCUGCUAAAGCGAGUACGUAAAAAGGUGGGUGACCCCGGAGAGCAGAGGAACGCAGAGCCCCAGCCCGUCAUCACACAGACCAGAGCCACAGACCUCCCCAAGAGAAGGCGGAGGAAGAACGAUGUCGAGACGGCAAGCACAAGCAAGGCCACCGCGCAAACCGAUUGCCCAACCGCUACUUCCGAACCUAGCCUGGUUGACGGGAACACAGCAUAUCAAAAGCAACACCUUACUAACGGCGGAGCGGAGCUCUGCGCUGGAGUAAGCGGUCCAUCGGUGUCCGGUGCGGAUGACGAGGCCGUUGAGAGUGGGCUGGGGGCUGCACAGAAGGUGGUUAGGAGAAUGCAGCAGUUCAAGAGACGCAGUCCUCAGAAACUGAGCCACGGUGAGAUGAACCAGUCUUCCGAGACCAGACAGCAUCACCAAAGUGUUCCUACUCCCCUGCCUCUAUGUCAAGACCCCCAGGAGAGCGACCAGGCCCUGGCUGUGAGGCUGCAGGAGGAACUGGACAGGGAGGCACAUCUCCCCCCCAGAGGAGGCCUGGCGGUACACCUGGAGGAGGGAGGCCUGUUCCUCUGUCAGCUCUGUCACCGUGACCUGUCCCACAUGAGCCCGGCAGGACGCACACAGCACACCAACAGGUGUCUGGAUGAGAGUGAGGACAGUGCCCCGCCCCCUCUCCCCGCCAUCCCAGAAUGCCCUAUCUGCGGGAAGGUCUUCAAGACCCUGAAGAGUCGCUCCGCCCACCUGAAGCGUUGCUCCUCCCACAUGGGCGUGGCCCCGGCCGUGCUUCUGCAGGCCCUGCAGAGACAGGCUGCCGAGGCGCCGAGUGACAGUUCAGCCAGCCAAUCAGUGCAGACUGGGGGCUCCAAGAGGAAAGGCCCCAAGUCAGACCCCAGCCUCCCAGUGAGGAAGAAGCCCAGGAAGAGAGCCUCCAACCCAGAUGAGGACACCAUGGUGGCCCUGGCCCUCUCCUCCUCCCUCCUGGAGCAGGAGAGGGAGAGGGAGGUGGAGAGGGAAAGGGAGGUGAUUCCUGCUGUACCUCCUGGUUCUGUGGCUGCUCUGUUGAGGUGGCAAGCCCACGAAGGACGCGGGGGCAAGAGGAGGAGGAGGAACGGCUGGGCCCCCCGCCCCCCUCCCCUCCUCCUGGUCCAGGACCCCGACGUGGCCCUGCUGAGGCUCCAGGACAGGGUGGCCGCCCUCCUGCUCGCGCCCCCUCCCCCCCCCCCGACCCCCACCCUGCGCCCCAGCUCCCUGCCCGCCCGGUGCUCGGCAGGGGGCGGCGGAGGCGCCCCCCUGUGGAGGAAGAGCGCCCUGCAGGACGGAGGACCCGGCUGCACGGCGGAGUUCUACACUGCUGAGCUGAGAGAGUUCAUCUCUCCGCCCGAGUCGACAGAGCCUGAGGUGGCCAGCUCGGAUCCUUCCACCUCCACCUCCCAUACAGGCCCCUCUCCUUCCCCCUCCACCCCAGACAGCAGCACCCAGGCUGGGGCGGGGCCAGCACCAGGCGGGGAGUCCCUCCCUGUGGGCAGCCAGGCCCUGGCUGACCUACUGGAACUGGCAGAGGAGGGCAUGACCCUCACCCAGUGGGGGUACUCCAGCUCUGGGAAAGGGAAAGAGAGCGGCGUCGCCCCCGAGGCUGACCUGUGCAUGUGUGGCUUCAUCCCUGACGACACACACACACCCUGUCAGAGGGACGCCACACACACACCCUGUCAGAGGGACGCCACACACACACCCUGUCAGAGGGACGCCACACACACACCCUGUCAGAGGGACGCCACACACACACCCUGUCAGAGGGACGCCACACGCACUGGAAGACCCGACCUGCACACCCACGGGCCUCAGCAAAGGGCCGUCCAGACGGCGGGCCAACCUUCGGUGGCGCUGUCCAGACUGGGCUCAGACCUGGGCAGCAUGGUGAACAACCCCCAGCUCAGUGACGUGCAGCUCCAGGUGGACGAUGGCGAGGUGUUCUUCGCCCAUUCGUUCAUGCUGUACGCACGCUGCCCCCUGCUGGCCCAGAUGGUCCAUGACAGUGGGUUCGGGGUGCAGGAGGAGGGCGUGCCGGCGGCCCGGCGGGUGCUUCUGAUGGAGGUGCCCGGCCCGGCCGUGGGCGUCCUGCUCCACUACCUCUACACCGCCCACUGCCCCCUCGCACCCACCCUGCUGCCCCACCUCCAGGAGCUGGCCUGCAGGUUGGACCUGCCGGAGCUACAGCAGCUGUGUCGGGAUCACCCAGGACCCACAGAGAACCAGGGAGAGGGGCAGGGAGAGGGGCAGGCCUGGGAAGACAACCCAGACCGGGAGCUUCCGUCCGGGGCGGAGAGCGGCGGGGACCAGGCCUUCAUGGAGCUCCUCCGCUCCAUGUGGAACGAAGACGAGGAGGAUGACGACGGUGGUGAGGACGAAGGGGGGGGUGGAGACAGAGGAGAGAUGGUGACGGAGGAGGAGCACAGAGGGGGGCGCGUGACUCUGGAGGACGGCGAGACGCGCGGCGAAGAAGAAGAAGAAAGGGUGAACGAGGAGGAGAUGGAGGAGAUCUACGAGUUUGCCGCCACGCAGAGAAAGAGGGAGGAGGCGAAGGAGAGCACAGGAGAAGAGGGGGGGGCAGAGAGAAAGAGGGAGGAGGCGAAGGAGAGCACAGGAGAAGAGGGGGGGGCAGAGGAAGAGAGGGAGGAAGCGGGAAGGAACGCAGGAACAACAAAGGACAAGGAGAAAGCAGCCCGACCGAACGUUUCGGGAACGGAGAAUAUCUCAUCCGCGGUGCCAGAUCCCGACCCCGAAGACCUCGACAGGAGCUACAGCCGCCUCUUCUCCGACUCCUGGGGGGUCUACGAAGACGACGACCCCCCUCCUCAGCCCCCGAGGUCCCAACCCCCUUGGUGCCCCCCUCAUUGCUCCUCCCCCUCUCCCAGAGCCCCACCCUCCGUCUCCCAGCCUCCCAGGCCCAGAGCCGGGCGCAGGCAGUCAGAGACUCCCUGUCUCCACUCCUCCGUGAGCGAGGUCAUAGACCUGUCCGUCAGUCCUCCGGCCGGCUGGCCCUGCAUCCCCAUGCCCGGGCUGUCCCCAGGGGAGAUGAGCCCCGCUGGGGCGAGGAGAGGCCCCUCUGAGGGGGUGGGAGCUGGAGAGGUCGCAGAAGAAGAAAGAGGAGGAGGGCCAGAUCAUGUGGCUGUAUCCCAGGAGAGGGUUGGUUCUGGUGAAGAGAGGCUGUCUCCGCAGAGAACGGCGCAGGGCCCUCGCAGUGCAGGCCUGCCUCGCUCGCCCCGUCCUCCUCCUCCUCCUCCUCCCAGAGCCAGCAGAGAACCAGAGUUGAUAGUUCUGUCUGACUCGAGUGAGGAGGUGGAGGUCGGCCCCCCCCCGGGGACCCCCCCCAGCCCCCCCCCUCCACCUCCUCCUCACCCCACCCAGAGCCAGCAGGACUUCACCCAGAUCAGACCCAGAGCGGAACCCAAGAGCCCCGGUUUGGACGGAAAGGUGAAAAGCGCUUGCGUGCGUGGCCCCAGCGUGUCGUCACCCCCUGACGGGCGUCUGGACGGGCCUGGUCCUGAUCCUGCGGACCAGAGCCCCAUGAUGGACUUCUCUCCAGAGGUGUCCUGGCUGAUCCCGGCCACUCCUCUCCAGCCCAGGACGAGCACCACCAGCUCCACCCAGACCCAGAGCAGCAUGCGUCGCACUCGACUCUUCCCCAAAACCUGCUCAUCUUCAUCCUCAUCAUCAUCUUCCAGGAGCAGUAACCUCCAGACCUCCAUCGACCCGCCCCAAGCCUCCACGCGCCCUGCCCAGACAGAAGGCCUCAUCUCCAGGGUGCCGUCCCGGGAAUCUGCCCCCCAAGUUCCCAGCCUGGCUCUUGAUCUCUCACCUAAGAGACACAGCGCGGGCAGUCGGGACACAGCGGACGACUCCUCCCAAGUAUCUGCGGCCCCCUCCUCCCACCCCGGGCGGUCUGCUCCCCCCAGCCUGACCCCCUCUCUCCCCCCACCAGAGCCCUCCACCAAGGCAACCCCUCUCCACAGCCUCCCCCAGCCUCACAGCAGCACUCCCCUGCACCCGGAUCCACCCGAGCCCCGUGCUCUGCCCUCGGCCUCCCCUCUACUCUGUGGGGGCGGCGAGAGACAUGCAGAGUGGCGACGAGGGGGGGCGCACACCCAGAGCCCUGAGAGGACGGGGCUGGGGACCCUGCGCCUCUCCCUCUCCGACUCCCCCUCCUCCCCCCGUAUGGGGUCUCCCAGCAGGGGCCCCGACCAACGCAGACCCCCCGCUGAGUCGGGCGAUGCUAGCAGUUCGGGGAGGAGAAGGAUGGGAACGGAGGGAGGGAAGGAGACGAGGACAAGACACGCAGAAGGGGAAAGGAGAGAGGAGGAGAGGAGGUUAACCAGCUGUGGAGGAGAGGAGGAGGAAGAAGGGAUGGAGGUGGAAGAGGAGGUGUCUGGGGGCUACGGCUUCCAUCAAAGCUUCAUGGCGAUGGACGAGCCCCCGAUGGCGUUCGACGACUCGUGGGGGCUGAACGCCGGGGAGGGGCAGAGGGAACAGGAGGUGUGUUUCAGCCUGAGAAUGGACAGCACGGGAGCCCAGUCCUACAUCACCCCUCCUCCUCCAUCACCCCAAAUGAUCCCUCCGUCCCCCUCUCCCUCUCCUCCGCCCAUGACUCACGUCCACCCAGCCUCCCCUUCUACCUCAAGCACCGCCCGCACCCUCGCCAUCCGUCCUUCCUCCUCCUGUUCUCCUCCACCCUCCACCCACGCCGGCCCCCAGGGCGAACCCGAGCGAGGAGCCAGCCUCCUGGGCUCCAAGAUCUGGUCUGACUGGGAGGAGGAGGAGGAAGAGGCUGUCCCUCUCUCCCAGAGGGUCAGCACUGUCGCCCUGGCUCAGAGAGUGGACCAGCUCAAAACCCCAGUGGCGUCCCGUAGGAGAGGCCAGCUCCCCCUGGUGGCCAUCACCCCGCUGCCCAGCUACUCUGACAUGGACACUCCUGACCUCAAGAACAAGCUCAACAGGUUUGGGGUGCGUCCCCUCCCCAAGCGCCAGAUGAUCCUAAAGCUGAAGGAGAUCCACCAGUACACCCAUCAGGUGGUCAGCUCCGAGUCCGACGACGAGGCUCCUUCUCUGGGCAGGGCCCCUCAGGCGAGGCCCCAGUCUAGUUCCACGGCCUCCAGAAGGCCAGCGUCCUCGGGGGGGUUUAAGCAGCCUGGGGCGCCCCCCGCUGCCUCUCCUGUGAAGCAGGGCAGGAGGGAGGAACAGGAGGCUCUCUCUGCAUCGCAAGGCUCCUCCACAUCCUCCACUACUGCCAGUGAAGACUCAGAGAGGUCGAACCCAGAGCUGUGCCCUCUCUCUGACGACGGCGGCUCCGACGGCGACAUCACUCCCUCGCAGGCAUCCUCCCUCCUCCAGGACCGGCUCCAGGCGGCGCGCCGCUUCAUCCUGUCCGACCCAGAGCUGUACGGCCGGGUCCUGCAGUACCAGCCGCUGGGCCUGGCCCUGCUCCAGGCCCGCCUCAAGGAGGCCGGCAUCACGCUGGGCACUGCCAAGCUCAUGGACUUCCUGGACGCCAACUGCAUCACCUUCACCACCGCCAAGCCGGGCCAGGGCAGCAGGCAGCGGAGACGAGGAGGGGGGGUGGGGAGAGGAAGAGGAGGGAGGAGAAAGAAAGGCGUACCGCCCACAGUGAUGGAGUGAUGAGGGCAGAGGGGGUCUGGCUGCAUGAACUGGUGAAAGUGUAGGUGACGAGAAAGAGACUGAAUACAAAAGGCGCGGUGGGAAAGAUUGUAUUAAGCUGCUGUUUGGUACAUCUGUGUUAAUUUAAAAUGUUUGCAUUCACUGCGUUGAUGGAAUUCUGAAAUUAAAUGAUUUGUUAAUGAGUA
Osmerus eperlanus (European smelt) is the source of this 6330-nucleotide messenger RNA. RefSeq names its product SLX4 structure-specific endonuclease subunit homolog (S. cerevisiae) (gene slx4). Gene Ontology annotation, biological process: DNA repair; DNA replication; resolution of meiotic recombination intermediates. NCBI's taxonomy places the organism in Eukaryota, Metazoa, Chordata, Actinopteri, Osmeriformes, Osmeridae. Gene Ontology annotation, cellular component: Slx1-Slx4 complex; nucleus. The record is from RefSeq and is a predicted model, not a curated record. Gene Ontology annotation, molecular function: protein binding.